AUGUCGGAGGCCGGCUCGGAGCACGCGGCGCCAACGCCUGUUUCGACGCGGACCGACGUGGAGUCGGCGGAAGGAAAAUCGACAAAUUCGACAAAAUGGAAGUUGCGGAGUCCGGUGUUGGGCGCGCUCAUCUUCCUGAUAAUACUAGUGCUCGGACUGCUCGUCGCCGUCAUUCUGAUGGCCACUCUCGGGCCGACGCCCCCGCAGACCAAACCGCGGCCCGAAGCGCUCCGAAUGAACCGAUCGACGGCAGUGCCGGCCGACGCAUCCACGAGUGGAACAACCCGAAAAGUGGCGGAAACCACGACGACAACUGAAAAAAGAAGCACGGAGACUACGAGAACGGAGCGGAAAAGUACGGAGGCGCCGCGGAGGAAUGUCUGCGAAUCACCCGAAUGUCUCACUCUCGCACAUCAACUGGUCAGCUCGCUUUUUUUCAGAUUUUAAAGCAAAAAACAAGCACAACUGGGCUGAUAAGCGGGUGAAUCCGUGCGAAAAUUAAAAAAUUUGUAACCAUACUAGGCUGCUCUGGGAACUCGAUUGCAAUCUAAUUAGAAGAGUUUGCUAUCUAAUAAGAAAAAGCUCUAUUUUGCAAUCUAAUCAGAUUUAAUUGAAGUUCCAGUAAAAUCGUAUUAGAUUACAAUAUACUUCUCCUGAAUUGCAAUCUAAUUCGAAAAAAUUGCAAUUUAAUUAGAAAAAUUGCAGUGAUUGCAAUCUAAUUAGAAGAUUUUGAAACGCUUUGCUCGUCAAGUGUAGUGGACAAAUUGAAGAUUGAUUUCUCAGUAAAAUCAAAUUUUUCGGGCGGUUUUUGGUGGAGAACACGGAAAAAAAACAGAAGACUUCAACAAAACGUCUUUGAAAUGUAUUGAAAGUCAACAAUUGCAAUUGCAGCACAAUUGGGGCGAUAAAACGGCGGAUCCGUGCGAUAAUUUCUACAAAUACACGUGCGGACGCUUUUCGGAACACACCGAUUCGACCGGAUACUCGCAGGAGAAAUCGAAUAUUGUCAGGGAUUUGGUCAGAAGUAAACAAUUACUUUUUUUUCAAUUUGUUCAAUGCACUACUCUGAAAUUUGCAGAAUUUAUCGUGAGAAGACGGUAUGCCAACUCGACAUCGAGAUCCGAAAUACUGAUGGGAUUGCUGUACGAGAAGUGUGAGGAACACAGAAAUAAUGAUGUAUAAUAUUCGAUUUUCGAGCCAAUUACAACAUUGACUUCAUUUAAGAGCCACCGCGAACAGGUCAAAACGUCGGCGAUUGAACUUUUGGAAAAUAUUCGAAAAAUCGGAAAAUGGCCCAUGAUCGAGCCGAAUUGGACAGAUUCCAUGUUCGAUUUGAACGGUUUUUAAAUUACCUUUUUUUCUAAUCCAUUAAAAUCCUCUUUCCAGACAUGCUCUCCAAUAUGGCCGAAUUUCACAUGCGAGAACUCGGCCUUUUCCAGUUUAUUCCCUCGGAUUCGAAACAUUUGGAAAUUAGCAGCGAUGAAUCGUUGAUGGCGGAGACUCUAGACAAUAAUGACACGUUUUUGGUGAGCCCAGACCCACCGCCCCCCGUAAAAUUGCUAAAAUUUCAGCUAAUCAACCUAAUUUUGCGGAUGAAUGAAGUGAAAUUCAACAAAAGUGUUGUCCAUGCCGAUAUUCUAGAUGCUAGAAAGUUUCACGAUAAAUUCGCAGCAGUACGUGAAUUGGACAUUUUUUUGAAGACUAAUUUCCUUUGUUGCAGACCCUAGAAAACGAUGCAUCUGACUCUGUUCGGAAAGACUUUUCCGAGCUGAAAGCGCUGAAUCUGAGCGUCGAUUUCGAGCGAAUCGCCCAGAAAUUGGUGCAUCCGAAGCGGGGAAAUUGGACGGAAUUGAGGAACCGAUUGCGAUUUCACAACGAGUCCAUUUUCACAAGUGACUCGAAUAAUGUGAGCGUUUUUUUUUAAAUUUAUUUUUCCAAGCACAAAACGAAAACUUGAGCAAUUUUUUGCAGCUCAACCACGUGAUCAACCAGACGUCUCCGAGAGUGUUGGCCAAUUUUCUGAUCCUCCGGCUAAUCGAUAAGAGCGUUUCUUCAAUGCGUAUUGUCAAGAAUGAUGAAAGCGAGGCGGACUGUGCGAAGGUUAGUGUUUAUCAACAUUUUCAGUGCCAAAACGAAAUAUUUCCAGCGGGCGAUGCACUUGCUGCCACGUGCCGCACUCCGAAUAUUCGUGCAGAACCACUUUAAGCGAGGGAACCGAGAGAAAGUGCGCAAAGUGGUGGACUCGAUCCGCAGUGCCUACUCGCGAAUGUUCAAUGCGUCGACGUGGCUCGACGAGACGACGAAAGAGACGGCGGUCCGGAAGUUGGACAAUAUGGAGACGGUCGUCGGGUAUCCGGACGAGUUCGAGGCCAACGGCACGCUCGACAGACUCUUUGAAACGGUACGGCGCACACUUUCAAACAUACACUCAAACUCGUUUCCCUUCUCUCAGAUCGAUUUCAAUGCAAACGACACGUUCUACGGUUUGGUGCAAAAGGUGGAACGGUUCAGAACCGAACAGGCGAUGGACUUUUUGACGUCGGACGAUCAGUUCCUCCCGCCGGAUAUGAAUUUGUUGUCGGCGAAUGCGCUCUACAACGAUGGCGGGAACUUUUUCGGUAAAAACAGUUUGAAGACUUUUCCCAGUGACCGAACUUAUUUUCUCUUUCAGCAAUCUUCGUACCCUACAUGGACGAACCGUAUUUCGAUCCGUCGUACCCCGAGUACGUCUCUUUUGCUUCUCCGGGAGGCGCGAUUGCUCACGAAUUGGGCCACGCUUUUGAUGAGCAGGGAAGACUAUUCGAUGAGAAUGAAGUGAUGAGGGACUGGUGGACCAAGGAAAGUACGGCCCGGUACAAUCGGACAGCACAGUGUCUCGUGGAACAGUACAACGAGUACGAUGACCCGGAUUACGGCAGAAAGGUACGUCAGUCGAACCGCACACCACAUCGAUCCAUUGAGUCACUUUCAGCUCAAGGGCAAAAAAAAACUGAAUGAAAUGAUUGCGGACCAUUUGUCAAUGGAAGCCACGUGGCGGGCAUUCAAAACACAACGCGAUUUCAGCGGCGAAGCGAGUCUGGUCGGAUUCGAGGCCGUUCCGCUCGACCAGAUGUUCUUCCGACUCAUGGCUCUGGUAGGCUCCACCACCGUAUCACCGGUUAGUUGUGUAAUUUUCAGCAAGAGUGUAAGGCGCCGAAUCGAAAGCCACUGAAAAUCGAGCACCGAGUGGAUCAUCCGACGGCGAGUUUCCGCGUGAACGGCGUCGUUUCGAACACGAAAUCGUUUGCGGAGACGUUCCGAUGCCCGCUCGGAUCGCCGAUGAACCCGGACAAAAAGUGCUCGUUCUUUGGAACGUGA
Caenorhabditis sp. 36 PRJEB53466 is the source of this 3357-nucleotide messenger RNA. The record is from the annotation of a GenBank genome assembly. NCBI's taxonomy places the organism in Eukaryota, Metazoa, Nematoda, Chromadorea, Rhabditida, Rhabditidae.